AUGUCCAUAUUUAGUUUUACCAUUUGGUUGCCUUUCUUUCGAAUUCUCACCGUCGUUGCGCUUUUUUGCUUUUUCCUUCUCCUCGCUGUUGCUGAACAUGCAGGAGAAAGACUGCCAUCGCCAUCGCACGUAUACUUCUCCUCAGGCAACGACGAGUACCGUACUCAACGAUAUCCUGCCAAUGUUCCCUCUUCUCGCUAUACUGCCCCGCCUCAUCCACCACUGCCUGACACUAGGAAAUCCUCAGCGGCAUCCUUUUUUUUCACGUCAGCGACCCGUUCAACGAUGUGUGACUGGUUGUCCUUGGGAGCGUUGCAAAAGGUUCACUUGAUUUACCGAUCUGUUGUUCACAACGAGACUGGCGGGAAGAAGGCUUCGGCGCAGCUUGACGAUCCAUUGAAUGCCCCACCGCUCUGUUCUGUUACUUUUUCGCUGUCUCCUUGCUUUCUGUCUAUCGGCUGUAAUCUGCCCCCUUGCGUUUGGUGGAUCGUUCUUGGAUAUGUGGGUUGCAGGCGCGGGCGCCUUCAUUCUGUCUGUUCUCCAGCUAUGUACGACGAAGAGUGCACGCUAACGUCUUUGAGUGAGCGUGGACAGUAUUCUCGGGCAUCCCGUCUUUCUCAUUUUUCGUCCCGGAAUUACCGCAUCCAUUCUCAUGUCAUUUGCAGCUCGAGGAUUGAGUAG
This is a messenger RNA of Guyanagaster necrorhizus, 681 nucleotides long. RefSeq lists its product as uncharacterized. The transcript is spliced from 2 exons. Lineage: Eukaryota; Fungi; Basidiomycota; Agaricomycetes; Agaricales; Physalacriaceae. The record is from RefSeq and is a predicted model, not a curated record. Bases 1 to 681 code for a protein of 226 amino acids.